UUGGCUUCCCUGUAGGUGGAGGCUGGAGCCUGCUGGACCUUCAGAUGCCAAGAGGAGGGGCUCUGAGGCUUUGUUGUUAUAGUAAAGACUCAACCGCGGUCAGCGUUUUCCCUGACCGGGUCACGCGUUUCUUCUGUUCACUUUUCCCGGUGCAAAAACAAUUGCGGAUUGUCUUCUAAGAGCGUCAAAGAAGAAAGCAGAGGAAACAACGCGGUGAAAGAAAUCAGCUGCAGAGAUAUCCAGUGAUGGUCCGCUGUAAAAAUCAGAGUAUCUGGCUUCAGCUACGAUCUCCACCCCUCCUAACAAGUCUCUGACACUCUGGAUGAACAUUCGACCCAGUGCUCGCCCUCUGACCUUGAAUGUAAUUAGGGUCAUUCCUGCUGUAAUGGAGAAUCCCAGCCUGCUGUCCCUCAUCAUUGCCUUGCUGGGUUUUCUGAGCCCAUGCCUGACAAGACUGACUCCCAGAGUCUCCUUCCCAAUGAGUAGUCCUGGGAGACAUCUCAUCCGCUUUAGUUGCCAUGACGUUAGCAACACCACCACACUGCUGCUGAGUGAGGAUGGAGACAUGCUGUAUGUAGGAGCCCGGGAUGCUGUGUUAGCAUUGGAUGUUAGCCACAAGGACACCAUCAUACUGAGGAGUAAGCUCGACUGGAGCCCUUCAGAGAAAGACCUUGAACAAUGUUCAAUGAAAGGCAAGAAAAUGGCCGACUGUCCGAAUUUCAUUCGUGUACUGCAGUUCUUAAACACCACCCACAUCUAUGCCUGUGGAACAUUUGCCUUCAGUCCACGCUGCACCUACAUUCACUCGGAGACGUUAACAAUGAGCAUCAAGCCUGAUGAAGGAAGAGGUCGCUGCCCUUAUGACCCCUACCAACGCAACACUGCUAUCAUCGUAGAUGGAGAGCUUUAUACCGGGACCGUUGCAGACUACAGGGGGAACCGGCCAGUCAUCUCCCGGCACCUCAGUGAGGCCAGGCGUGUUGACCUGAAGUUGGAUGAUACAUUAGGAUGGCUGGAGGAUCCAACCUUCAUCAGUUCCAGUUUCAGUCCUGAUGAGGAGAAAAUCUACUUUUUCUUCAGUGAAGUCGGCAGAGAGUAUGACUUCAUCGACAAAUUUAUCGUUUCUCGUGUUGCUCAGAUCUGCAUGAGUGAUGUUGGAGGUCAGCGGACCCUCCAGCGACGCUGGACCACGUUUGCCAAAGCUCAACUGUUGUGCCAGGCUGACAAUGAGCUGCCCUACAAUGUGAUCCAAGACAUAGACACCCUCCCACCAGCAGAGGGAGCUCCUGCAGAUGACACAGUCUUUUAUGGCAUCUUCACCUCCCAAUGGUCUGUCAACUCUGGACAGUCAGCAGUGUGUUCAUUCCGCCUGACUGACAUCAAAUCAGUUUUCUCUGGUAACUACAAAGUCCUGAACCGGGACACAUUACAGUGGAGCACACGGGUUCAAGAGAAGGUGGCAAAUCCAGGAGAGUGUGGCCUGCACAACGCGUCUGACAACGCCCUGCGCUUUGUCAAAGAAAACUUCCUGGCAGACGAGAGUGUGCGACCUGUUGGAAGAAGUCUGAGCAUGGUGUCUGCUGAUCACAACUACAGCCAUCUGACUGUCCAGAGAGUAAAGUGUGCCAACAGCAAAGACUACACUGUCCUGUUUCUGCUUACAGAGUCCGGUUACAUACACAAAGCAGUGUUGCUGCAGAGUGGGGCCCACAUCAUAGAGGAGAUCCAGGUGUUUGAGCAGCCUCAGCCUGUCAAGAGCCUGAAGCUUUCCAUACCCAAGAGUAUGAUCUAUGUUGGCACAUCAGAGGGUGUGGUGAGGGUUCCAACUGCCAACUGCUCUUUCUACUGGACCUGUCCUCAGUGUGUUCUGGCCCGAGACCCCUUCUGUGGUUGGGACCCUACCAGCAAGGCCUGUGUUGAGGCCUCGAACACCCAGACUAGUCUAGGCCAGGACAUAGACAAAGGGGAUGUUGAAGAGGCAUGCAACAGUGUUUCAUUUACACAUAGAGCCAGAUUUGGUCCAAACAAACUGCCUGCAGGUGAGCUGGUGACAGUGUCUCUGAAUGAAGUGGUGCGGCUGCAGUGUCCCGGAGCGUCGCAGCUCUCAAAGCAGCUGUGGGAGCGUCCCAACAGCCGGCUGUCCUCAGACCUGUACCUGCACCUAGAAGAUGGGAGUCUGAGCUUUGUGGCCACCCCUGCCACACUGGGCCACUACCUCUGCCUGUCCACUGAGAAUGGCUACCAACAGACUAUGGCCAUAUAUCAUGUCAAACAGAAGAGCAUCCUCAUGGCUCAAACUCCAGGCUACACCUGGCCUCAGACACAUCCCAUACCCACCACACAGGCUGUGGCCAGGCUGGGGCCUGGACUGCAUGCCUCUGUGGGGACUUGGCCUAAAAGAGCAGACACAAGACAACAAGAGACUGAGCCAACACAGUCCAGCAGGGACACUCAGGUCACCCCCAGACAGCGGGGUAGAAAUGUGACUUUUCGGACAGAGGAAUCUAGGCAGAAAGAGGCAGAGUUUCGGGAUGGGGAGCUCCUGCUGUUGGCCCGAGGCCCCUGCUACCUAAAGGAGCUUGUAGUUGUGUCAGUUCUGCUAGUUCUCUGCCUCAGUCUGCUAAUCACAAUGCUUCUGUAUGUCGUCAGACAACGCUGCCGCAGCCGAACAGCCCCACAGGCAGGAACUCCAACCAGACACUCUGACAGAAGGACUCCCGUGGAGCAGGAGGCCCUCAGGGAGAACCAGUUUCUGAGCAAACGCAACGGACAAGCCCUGCACAGCGGACAGGCCAGUAGGUUAGUUUGUAAUGGGGCACUCACAGGUUCUAAUGGGCAUUUGCCCAACACCCCCAUCUGAACAGUUACAUAUGAGAUUAGAGGUGAGAGGAGGCCAUCCCAGCUACCAGAUUCACCAUGGUGACUGUCAGUCAGCCCAGUGCAUGGUUCUGUUUGCACACUCACUGACACGGUACACUGUGGACUCUGAUCCUGAUCGGUAAGAUUUGAAUCUAAUAGGAUGAAAGUCAAUCUUCCUGUGGUACUUAAAUGGAGACACGACUGUUAAGAUGGGACUUUUUUGUUGUUGCCAGACACUGAAACACAUUGACUGUUAUGUUCUGAAUGUUCUAUGUGUGUUGUUACUUAUUAGACAGUAUCACUUGACACAGAAAGGUACAAGCUGAUCCAGUACAGCUGGUUCCUUGAAUAUUUUUAUAGACUAGUAAGUGUUUGAUGUUAAGCCAGUGACCACUUAAUUGCAUUUUCAAGUGUUUAUUUAAAAUGCACAUAAACAGAAUGUUAGAUUUUCAAAAGUCCUUUCUCGUUUGAGAAGAGUCUGGGCCUGUGUUCAUCAAACAUCUCAGAAUCUCAUAUUUUACAUACAUGCAGACCAGACAUGGCUUUGUAUGCAACUCUGCUAAAUCUUUUGGAGGGAACUUGAUACCUGGGUUAUGUUUAUCGGCCAGGUUUUCCCAAGUCCAGUAAGUAUGAGGUUCUGUAACAUAAGUAGGUGCUCAGAGUGGAUGACCAUACCGAAUGUAUCUGUACUACAUAAAAAGGCCACAGAGAUCAGACCAUUAGGCUUAUUUCUCUUUCGCUUGUGAGAUGGUAUUACACACAUAAUGUGAAUGUGCCUUGGCUACAGUGGAGCUGAUGCUUUGGUGGAGCUGUUGAUCCACUCUCACAGAUUUCCUGUGCAUCAUACACACUGGGCCAUUUGGACACAACAUCAAUACACAUGCAGCCAUGACCUGUUACAUGAUGACACAGUGCUGUUACUCUCUGUUUUCACAAGCACUUCAAUAAAGAGGUUACAGUCAG
Molecule: messenger RNA, 3822 nt
Organism: Perca flavescens (yellow perch)
Lineage: Eukaryota; Metazoa; Chordata; Actinopteri; Perciformes; Percidae
Gene: sema4ab
Product: sema domain, immunoglobulin domain (Ig), transmembrane domain (TM) and short cytoplasmic domain, (semaphorin) 4Ab
Exons: 15
Coding region: 323-2860 (845 amino acids)
Biological process (GO): neural crest cell migration; positive regulation of cell migration; semaphorin-plexin signaling pathway
Cellular component (GO): plasma membrane
Molecular function (GO): chemorepellent activity; semaphorin receptor binding
Source: RefSeq, a predicted model, not a curated record